Messenger RNA from Bipolaris oryzae ATCC 44560, 597 nucleotides. RefSeq lists its product as uncharacterized. The transcript is spliced from 2 exons. Lineage: Eukaryota; Fungi; Ascomycota; Dothideomycetes; Pleosporales; Pleosporaceae. The record is from RefSeq and is a predicted model, not a curated record. The coding region runs from base 1 to 597 and encodes 198 amino acids.
AUGACAGGAUACGAGCAGCUUCCCUAUGGCAGCUCAGCACCUUGGCACCAUCUCUUGGAUGCUAGUUUCCCGUUCGGCCCUCUCACGUAUUGUCAGGGCUCUACAGGACUCCCAAAUGCGAUGAACGGACAGUCGCACUCUUCUUCCCAUACCCGGCGCACCCCCGGGCAAUGCUACAAACCUUAUCGAUACGCGCUUACACGGCGCAACCAACAAAAGCAGCGCCAUGCCGCGAGAAGCACGACACCAACAUGCCGUACCGAUAUGCAGAUGAACGGGGGCCGAAAUACACCCCGCAAGGGUCACGCAGGGCAAAACACUACACCAGGCAAGGGCGGCCAUAGAAAAAAGCGGGGGGUACGGCCCGCUAGUGUGGUAUCGACCAGGUCCCCUCCUCCCCCUCCCCUCACAUCAUAUCCACAUGCUCAUCUUGCAACGUGCAUUGACGAGAAACAAGGGCCACUGGGUGCCUGGGCAAACACAAGAGACUGUUGGGAAGAGAGAGACGGGUAUCCCAUGUUCAUUUCGGAGAGCAAGAAAAAAAAGCAGGUUGACGGGUGCGCGACUGGCAAAAAGGGUCUUGCUACAGAGCGGUGA